AUGUCAGCCACACAGAACAAGAACGAGGUGGGCAUCGUCAGCCUCGAUGCUGAGUUUGACCGUCUCAUCGGCAGCUCGGCAGGCAUGCGAAAGCUGCUUGUCGACGCUAGCGGACAGCAAACCUUCCACGAAGCUGGCAUCUACCUGCCCAAGCAUGACAAGGUCUACUUGUCAUCCAACCGACUCACUGACUCCAAGCACGGGCAACGUGCCAUCAUCGUGGGAGUGCCAUUGAGCCAGAUUCCUCCCGCCAACGUCGAUGAAAAGACCCAAGAUGGCAUUCUCUUCGAACUCCCGGCAGUUCAGCAGAAGAAGCUGUGGUCGGAACUCGAGGUCGUCGAGGACUUGCCAGAGCACCUCGCCAUGCCCAACGGCGCCACCAUCUGGGAUGACGACAGCUUGCUAUGGUGUGAGCAGGGUCUCGAUUCGCGCAAGGUGGCUUCCACUUUGAUCAUCCACAACGUCGACGGCCACAAGACCAAGUCUGCACUGACAUCCUUCGAAGGCAAACCAUUCUCGAGUCUCAACGACGCCGUCAAGCACCCCACCAACGGGUGUGUCUUCUUCACCGAUCCCGACUACGGUGUUGAGCAGUCGUUCAAGUCGGACAAGACCGAGUACGCUCCCAACGGAGUCUACGUGUGGAAUCCCAAGAACGACGAAGUCAAGCUGCUGGAUGCGGACAACUACGUCAAGCCCAACGGCGUCACUUUUGUCCCUUCCUCCGAGAAGGAUGGUUCGGGACUGCUGAUCACCACCGACACCGGUCGCUUCCGAUUCCACCGCAACGACGACAUGGGCGACUUUUACGUCGACGACAACGGCCCGUCUUGCAUCUACUCGUACAAGGUGCUUCCCGAUCUCGAGUCCAAGGAUGGUCUGCCGGCUGUCGACGUUGCGUCCCGAAAAGAGUUUGCGCAGUCCACGGCUGGUGUGCCCGACGGUAUCCACGUCGAUACCGAGGGAAACGUCUGGGCGGGCCACGGCAACGGUGUCCACGUCUACAAGCCUCAAUCGGAUGGCAGCGGCAAGCUCAUCGGCAAGUUUGUGCUCCCCGAUGGAAAGGGAGUCGCCAACUUCUGCUGGGCUGGCAAGACCAGCACGGGCCAGUACCGACAGCUUCUGUUUGCAGAGGACGAGCUGUGGGAGGUGCUUAUCGGCGUCAAUGGUCAAGACUAG
Kalmanozyma brasiliensis GHG001 is the source of this 1179-nucleotide messenger RNA. Its product is annotated as SMP-30/Gluconolactonase/LRE-like region. The transcript has a single exon. NCBI's taxonomy places the organism in Eukaryota, Fungi, Basidiomycota, Ustilaginomycetes, Ustilaginales. The record is from RefSeq and is a predicted model, not a curated record. The coding region runs from base 1 to 1179 and encodes 392 amino acids.